Messenger RNA from Metopolophium dirhodum (rose-grain aphid), 2048 nucleotides. It is a transcript of the gene tmod, whose product is annotated as tropomodulin. Gene Ontology annotation, molecular function: tropomyosin binding. Gene Ontology annotation, cellular component: myofibril. Lineage: Eukaryota; Metazoa; Arthropoda; Insecta; Hemiptera; Aphididae. The record is from RefSeq and is a predicted model, not a curated record. Gene Ontology annotation, biological process: pointed-end actin filament capping; myofibril assembly.
CUGCCGUACCGACAAAUGAUGUCAUUUGAUAACAAUUUCCCACCACCGUCGACUAAUAGUGGCGACCGACGUCUCUCAACUCUCCUCCACUCACCACUCUACAGUCCUCCAGUCGCCUUCCAGCAAUCGACUUGUCAGUCGGCAAACUCGCAACAGCCGUCAGCCAGUCGUGCCGCUCGUCAGUCGUCACCGGCCGAGAACGAAACGGCAAACGCAAAUAUAUUCGAUUUUGCCGUCAGGUCAAACAAAUCGACGUCGUCGAAAAAAACCACUACGAUGACCACCGCUCCGGCCAAGCUGUACGGCAAGAACCUGAGCGAUUACGACGAGCUCGACGUCGACCAACUUCUCUCUCAAUUGUCACCCGAAGAAAUCAGCAUUUUGGCCAAAGAAGUCGACCCAGAUGACAACUUAUUGCCACCAUCAGAGCGUUGUAGUUAUGAAUGUAACAAAGAAGCCACAGGACCAUUAAACAGAAAAAAACUGAUUGAACAUAUUAACAAACAGGCUCUAGAAACGCCUGAUCUACCAGAAAUUAAACCAUAUGUUGCUGGAACUGUACGAGGGAAAAAGUGGGUGGCACCUGAAACCAAUGGUAACACUGAACAUGAAGAUAAAAUUGCCAUUGAUAUUGAUGAUGAAUAUGGUGAUGCAUUAAAUACCGCAUCACAAGAAGAAAUCAUAGAUUUGGCUGCUAUACUGGGAUUCCAUUCAAUGAUGAACCAAGAUCAAUAUCAUGCUUCACUUUUAAAUAAAGGUCAGCCAAUUGGUUUAGGAUGGGACGGUGUUACCAAGGCAACACAGCCUAAGGUUUAUCCCCCAGAGCCACCCAAUCAAACAGAUCCAGAAGACAGUAUUAAACGAGUACGUGAUGAUGAUUCUAAGCUACUUGAUCUCAAUUGGAACAACAUUAAAAAUAUUUCUGAUGAAAAGUUUGAGAAUCUAUUCAAUGCUUUAGUGGAAAAUACUCAUUUAGAAACAUUAAGUUUGGUAAAUGUUGGACUUACUGAUCGAUUAGCAGACAAGCUUGCUGAAGCAUUAGAAAAAAAUUGCACAUUACGUGUUUGCAAUGUGGAAACAAAUUUUAUUAGCCCUGUAGGAAUAAUUCAUUUAGUCAAGUCCUUAUUGAAACAGAGAUCUUUAGAAGAAUUCCGUGCCACCAACCAGAGAUCCCAAGUAUUGGGAAAUAAGAUAGAAAUGGAACUUACCAAGUUGAUUGAACAAAAUCCAACCAUUCUUAGACUCGGUUUGCAUUUGGAGUACAAUGAUGCUCGUCAUCGCAUUGCAUCACAUUUACAACGCAAUAUUGACAGGAGCCGCUUACGCAGAACUGGUCACUUUGCGCGUACGUACACUGGCGGUUGGGUUGUACACAAAAAGGCUAAAUAAUUACGAGUUUGUGCCUAGACCUUGGUCCUAGACUCUUAUUUUUUAAGUAUUUAAUUAUAUACUAUAUUUAUAUAAUGUAUUGUUUUUUUUCUCCUCAUUAAUUGUUCAAACAAUUUGUAUAUAUAUUUAUGUUGCGGUCUUAUGCUGGCCUUAUCAUAUGCGUUUAGUUAUUAGUGCAUGUGUGUGACAAUUGUAUUGAUUUGAAUUUUUAAACAUAAAAUUGUAUUUAUUAAUAUAAUUGAGUUAAACAAAUUUAUUAUAUAAAAAGAAAUUUUAUCUUGUUAAACUGCACAAUUUUUUUGUGCGUAUUGUUUUAAAAAAAUGAUAUAUUUUUUACUAUUGAGUUGUUUAUACAAAAUUAAGUAGUACCUAGAAAGACUAAUUAAAACAAAUAGUAUAACCAUAUUUUGAUUUUGUAUUGCUAAACAUUUAUAAUUAUUUUAUUAAGGUUAUUAUGUAUUUUUACACUGAUACUAUUUCAUUUUUAAUUGCAUGAAAUGCCUUUAAUUGUAAACAAUUUUAUUACACCAAAUUUUGCCAUACUAUUUUUAUAAACUGAUUAUUUUGUAUUAAUGUUUCUGUAGUGUUGCAACAACAUUAUUAUAAUACGCUGAUCACUUAUUAUACUCACUUAAAAUAUAUAGUAAUGUAUAACGCAA